GUCUAAAGAUGCAGUGGACCCCAGAGCACACACAAUGGGCAGAGCAACACUUUGACAUCUCAUCUACUACCCGCUCGCCAGCACACAAAGUAGAAGCCUACCGGGGGCACUUACAGCGAACGUACCAGUAUGCGUGGGCAAACGAUGACAUCUCUGCACUGACUGCCUCCAAUCUGUUAAAGAAAUAUGCAGAGAAGUACUCUGGGAUCCUAGAGGGCCCAAAUGAAAGAGCCCUGCUGUGUUCCUACUCUGAUAGCAGCACUGGACUCAUGAAUGGACGAAAGUCAGAGAAUGAGUCCUGGCAGGAGGGGAUUUACCCAAUGAACUGUGCUCCAGAUGUUAUAUCUGUGAGCAAAGCUGGAAUGACAGCUGCCCUACCCCCUACAGAUGUGUCGGCUAGCAUAGGCAGCUCCCCAGGGGUGGCCAGCAGCUUGUCUGAGCCUAGCUAUUCCAGCAGUAACUGUGGGAGCCACACAGCCACUACUCUCCACUCGGGCCUCCCCUCUCAGGAAUAUACUGCCAGCUACAACGCCUCCUACCUACAUUCUAGCUACAGCAGCCAGAAUACCCCAGCCCUCCCCUCCCCACAUCCAUCUCCUUUGCACAGUGCUGGGCUCUUACAACCGCCACCCCCACCUCCUCCUCCUACCUUAGUGCCGAGCUACAACACCGGGUCUCCAAACCUUCCAAACUACAAUUAUCCUCCAACAGGGUAUCCUUCUCAGACUGCUGUUGGCCCAGGUUACAGCCCUGGGGGAGCACCCCCUCCUUCUGCUUAUCUGCCGUCCGGUAUUGCAGCUCCUACACCAAUCCCUCCCUCCACACUGCCUGGCUACACCUACCAGUCCCAUAAUCAUACGCCAAUUGCACCAACACCUUUGAAUGGCAGCACGUCCAACUCAUUAAAACGAAAAGCUUUCUACAUGAGUGGACAUGGAGAUAUGGACUCUAGCUAUGGUAAUUUCAACUACAACCAACAGCGCUCUUCACAGAGCCCGAUGUACAGAAUAACAGACAGCAGCGUCUCAGACUCAAACAGGGGAAAUGGCUUUGAGAGAAAUGCAGAGGCUUCGUCUUUAGCGUUUAAACCAACCAAACAGCCAAUGUCCUCUGAUCAGCAAAGAAAAUUUAACAUGCACUCUGGCAGAGCACUAACUCCUCCCUCCUAUGGAUCAACCAAAAGCUCUGUGGGUGAUCUCAGAACUGGUGAGCCCUACAGCAAGUUUGGAUCUCCCAUCAUGAGUGAGCAAACUGAAGAGCACAGACAGCACCUCUCUCACUCCCUAACAGGGCCUGACCUUGGUACGGCUACCUCGUCCAUCCAUGCUGCGGAGGAGCAACUGAAGAACAGUGAUUCCAACCUGGUGGAGAUGGUGACCACGGAAAUCCUUCAGCAGGGCCCUCCGGUGGACUGGAGUGACAUCGCAGGUCUGGAAAUGGUCAAAGCAGCAAUUAAAGAGGAGAUACUAUGGCCCAUUUUAAGGCCAGACAUGUUUAGUGGACUUGCCACAUUACCUCGAAGCCUCCUUUUAUUUGGACCUCAGGGAACUGGUAGAACGCUGCUGGCGCGCUGCAUGGCCAGCCAACUGGGGGCUGCCUUCUUGCGACUCAGCAGCUCAGGUCUGGUGACGAAGUGGCUAGGGGAAGGCGACAAGAUCAUCCAGGCUUCUUUCCUGGUGGCCCGGUGUCGCCAGCCGGCGGUGGUGUUCAUCAGCGAAGUGGACCUGCUGCUGUCAGCCCAGCUCAGCGAGGAGAGCCCUGUGAAUCGCCUCAAGGCUGAGCUCCUCAUGCAGCUUGACAGUAUUCUGACCUCUGCUGAGGACCAUGUCCUCGUGGUGUGCUCCACCAAUAAGCCUGAAGAGAUCCCAGAGUCCCUACGGAGGUACUUUACCAAGCGACUGCUCAUCCCCUUGCCUGAUGGGACAGCACGACACCAGAUAAUCAGCCAACUGCUCUCACAGAACAACUACUGUCUUAGUGACAAAGAGAUGUCACUGCUGGUUCAGAGGACAGAGGGCUUUUCUGGACUGGACGUGGCCCAGCUGUGUCAAGAGGCUGUAGUAGGUCCUCUUCAUGGCAUUCCUGGUACUGACUUGUCAAGUAUCCAUCCCAGUCAGAUGAGACCGGUCUCCUACCAAGACUUUGACAAUGUGUUCUGCAAAUUUCAGCCUAGCAUAUCACAAAAAGAACUUGACAUGUACACUGAGUGGAAUAAAAUGUUUGGUUGUAGUCAAUGA
Seriola dumerili (greater amberjack) is the source of this 2237-nucleotide messenger RNA. RefSeq names its product fidgetin, microtubule severing factor (gene fign). The record is from RefSeq and is a predicted model, not a curated record. Bases 9 to 2237 code for a protein of 742 amino acids. NCBI's taxonomy places the organism in Eukaryota, Metazoa, Chordata, Actinopteri, Carangiformes, Carangidae. The transcript has a single exon. Gene Ontology annotation, molecular function: ATP hydrolysis activity; microtubule severing ATPase activity; ATP binding.